Messenger RNA from Vespa crabro (European hornet), 1155 nucleotides. RefSeq names its product odorant receptor 22c-like. Gene Ontology annotation, biological process: sensory perception of smell; detection of chemical stimulus involved in sensory perception of smell. Lineage: Eukaryota; Metazoa; Arthropoda; Insecta; Hymenoptera; Vespidae. Gene Ontology annotation, cellular component: plasma membrane. Bases 1 to 1155 code for a protein of 384 amino acids. The record is from RefSeq and is a predicted model, not a curated record. The transcript is spliced from 7 exons. Gene Ontology annotation, molecular function: odorant binding; olfactory receptor activity.
AUGACGCUAAUUAAAAUAACAACGUGCUGGAAAAACAGACAAGCAUUAGGACGUUUGCUUGUCGAAAUACAAAAUAAUUUCAUCGUCGACAAAUACAAUACGUUCGAGAAGAGACGUAUUUUUAUCAAAUAUACCAAAAUGGCGAAAUAUUAUGUUUUAGUAGCUGUUACCACGAUGACAUUUAGCAUUGCUUUUUAUUACAUCAACGCAUUGGUGCUAAAUGUAAAAAUGGUCAUAAGCAAUUCGUCAUUGAGUUACAAACUGCCGUACAAAACACGAGCCAUUAUCGAUAUACGCGACAUUAGGGUCUAUAUUUUUCUCUGUAUUUAUCAGAUGUUGGUAGUACCAAGUAUUGUACUAGGUUUCGUCGGAUUUGAUUGUUUGUUUGCCAAUCUUGCAUUUCAUAUUACCGCACAAUUUGGAAUUCUCAGUUCUAUGCUCAAAGAAAUUCUCAGCGACUCUAAUGCUUUUCAACAUAAUAUAAAGGAACUUUUACUUCGACAUUACGUAUUGAUAAGACAAGCGAAAACUUUGGAAGAUAAUUUUAAUGUAAUAAUAUUACAACAGUUAAUGGGUACAACGUUUCAACUUUGUUCAUCUGCCUACAAUACAAUUUUGGAUUCAGUAAGCAAAGAAACAUUAACGUUAAUCAUAUUCUGCUUUUAUGCUUUAAGCACAUUGAGUACAUUGUUUCUUUAUUGUUACAUCGGCGAGUGUCUUAUUCAAGAAGUAAUUGAAUUAAUUAACUAUAUCCAGGGUGUCUUAUAUUAUUUGAUUAGUUUGAGCCUGAGCAACGCAAUUUAUCGUUACGAGUGGUAUAACAUGUCACCAAUGAAUUUAAAAAUGCUAAUAAUUUGUAUGUUGCGAAUGAAAAGACCAGAACAAUUAACUUCCGGUAAAUUUUUCGUCCUAUCAUUGACUUCUUUUACCGACUUCGAAUAUAAGAACGUGAUCCUUUCAUUGUCGAUAAUUGAUUAUAAUCUUGAUGUAUUAUGGAAACAGGAUGUAACUUAUUUGAAAAAAGGGGUAAACUCGAUGGAUGGUCUUUAUCGUUGUCACCCUAACACCCCAAUGGAAAAGUUACUUCACGUGAAACUUUCUUUCGUAACGACGAUAUCAACAAUCCCCCUUUUACGAGCGAAUGAACUGGCGUAG